Closterium sp. Yama58-4 is the source of this 2154-nucleotide messenger RNA. The record is from the annotation of a GenBank genome assembly. Lineage: Eukaryota; Viridiplantae; Streptophyta; Zygnematophyceae; Desmidiales; Closteriaceae.
AUGAGUACGGGGCGUUUUGGAAUCACUCAAUCUGGCUUAAUUGUAGACUCGCUUGAGAGUUUGAAGGAUAUUUCAUGUAUUUCUUAUAGACAAUUGGAUUUCUACAGCGAAGGACACACCCGGAACUUGAGGGACAUGCUGUUUGCAGAUAGACCGACAUCGGCGCCCCCGCAUCACGUGCCUUGGCGCGUCAAAAUAUCUCCGCUUCCUCCCCAUCUCCCCUCUCCCCACCGGGAUUCCGCCAUCGCCUCACCACCAACUCAUGCGCCCCAUCAUCGUUUUCCGCUGAGCGAGGGCUUCAUCAUCAUUAGUGCUGCGGUAACUAGGCAAUCAGACGACCCUUUCAAGAUGUCGUCGGGAAAGUCAUCUCGACCAUCAACAAAGAGCGUGCUCGGACCAGGUCAUAAUGAGAACAUCCACGACAUUUUCGACAUCGGGCAGCAGCUGGGCGCCGGGCAGUUCGGGACGACGUACGUGUGCACGGAGCGGGCGACGGGCGUGCACUGGGCGUGCAAGACAAUCCCUAAGUCCAAGCUACUCACGGAGGACGACGUCGAGGACGUGCGCCGCGAGGUCGCCAUCCUCUACCACGUGCAGGACCAACCCAACAUAGUGAACAUCCGCGGUGCGUACGAGGAUCGCGACUUCGUGCACAUCGUGAUGGAGCUCUGCACGGGAGGCGAGCUCUACGACACCAUCAUUGACCGCAUCGAGGCCAUGGGCGUGCCCUACACCGAGCACGAUGCAGCGGAGCUGGCAAGGGUGAUAGUGCGGGUGGUGGAGACGUGUCACUCGCUGGGCGUGGUGCAUCGCGACCUCAAGCCCGAGAACUUCCUCCUCUCCUCCUCUGACCCCGACGCCGAGCUCAAGGCAACCGACUUUGGCCUCUCCGCCUUCUACAAAGGCGAGGGGCUGAGUCGCCACUGCGGCAGUCCCAUGUACAUGGCGCCAGAGGUGGUGAGAUGGAGGCCAGGCGCUCUGGGGGCGGGGCGCAAGCCGCCCAAGUACGGCCCUGAGGUGGACAUCUGGAGCGCGGGGGUCAUCAUCUACGCUCUGCUCUCAGGGUUCCCUCCCUUCUACCACAGCAGCCACUCGUCCAAGGAGAUAUUCAAGGCGGUGCUCAAGGGCAACCCAUCGUUCACAGUGCCGCCGUGGCCGGAGAUCUCGGACCAGGCCAAGCACCUCGUGUCGUGGAUGCUGCAGUCCGACCCCGCCAUGCGCCCCACCGCGCAUGAAGUGCUCUGCCAUCCGUGGCUGGGCGAGCCUGGCAUUGCCACGCAGGAGCCUCUGCCACCCGUGGUGCUGUCCAGACUGAAGCAGUUCACGUCCAUGGUCAAGCUCAAGCGGGUCGCCAUGAAGGUGAUAGCGGAGGGGUUGAAGGAGGAGGAGAUAGCGGGGCUGAAGGAGAUGUUUGAGAUGAUGGACACGGAUGGCAGCGGCACCAUCACUCUGGACGAGCUGCGCGUGGGACUCAAGAAGGUUGGCGGGAACCUCACAGACGAGGAGAUCGAGAAGAUCAUGGAGGAGACGGACAUUGACCACAGUGGAGAGAUUGAGUACGGGGAGUUCUUGGCAGCAACGCUGCAUCUGAGCAAGAUAGACAAGCAGGAGAACCUGCUCAAGGCGUUUGAGUACUUUGACGCCGACGGCAGCGGCACCAUCACGCUGGACGAGCUGCAGAAGGCGUGUGAGGAGCUCAGGCUCAGCAAGGACGAGAUCAUGGCGAUGAUGGAGGAGAUCGAUGAGAACAACGAUGGAACCAUUGACUACAAUGAGUUUGUGCAAAUGAUGCGCAAGACACAAACAGGAGGAAUGAGCCGGCGCGACAUCAUGGACGGCAACAUGGGUGUCACAGAUUCUGAGCUCUCAAGCAACACAUUUCAGCAGCAGCAGCGCGUGCCGCUGCGCGCGAUGGUGCACGAAUGCAUGCAGCGGUGGUUCCGGCAGACGCAAUCCGAGGCAGAGAGCGGCGUGGCUCCCAUGCAGACGCUGCUGGCGCAGAUGUACCUCUCGGGGUAUGGCGUCAAGGCGGACGCAGCUAAGGGGAAGGAGUGGCUGAAAAAGGCAGCAGAGAGGGACGGACAGGCUAGAAUAAUGCUGCGAUCAAUAAACGCCAAGUCAAGCAACACUGCUGUCUUUGAUGACGACUUCUAA